Orussus abietinus is the source of this 3612-nucleotide messenger RNA. RefSeq names its product protein tramtrack, alpha isoform (gene ttk). The transcript is spliced from 4 exons. Gene Ontology annotation, cellular component: nucleus. Gene Ontology annotation, molecular function: protein binding. The record is from RefSeq and is a predicted model, not a curated record. Gene Ontology annotation, biological process: regulation of transcription by RNA polymerase II. The coding region runs from base 440 to 2113 and encodes 557 amino acids. NCBI's taxonomy places the organism in Eukaryota, Metazoa, Arthropoda, Insecta, Hymenoptera, Orussidae.
UUGCGAACGCGGUGGUUCGGUUGAACGAGGGCGCGCGAACGGACGGGUGUCGCGAGCGCGGCGAAGCGGUGAAGGGGCCGUGAACGGAAGAGAUCGGCCGCUCGCUCGCCGGGCGUAGGCGAGGUUCCGUAACGACCGUGCGGUGGCGCACCAGGAAUUCUCGGCUCCCGGGGGCCCGGGCCGUCUCUCCCGACUGUCUGCCUCGACUUGCUGACAUGGCGUCCUAGCGCUGCACGGCCGAGUCGCACGUCCCCGCGGAGGCUCACCCCGAGAGGAUAGGGCGCACCCCGAGGAUGACAAGGUUACAAGAAAGGAGGGGCACGUGAUACCGGCUGAUGAAGGACGGAACGAGAGCGGGAUCACGAGCAAGGGUGUACGCCGUCGAGGAGCGCGAACGUAAGCGACGCAGCAGCACCCGCGGCCACGACCAUCAGGUCUGAUGUUAGCGGACAUCAACGGGAACCUGGCGGAUCUGAGAAGCGAAGCGAUGGCGUCGCAGAGGUUUUGCCUGCGCUGGAACAACCAUCAGAGCAAUUUACUUUCCGUGUUCGAUCAGUUGCUACACGACGAGUCUUUUGUCGAUGUAACCUUGGCUGUCGAGGGACAGCUACUCAGGGCACACAAGAUGGUGCUAUCGGCGUGCAGUCCCUACUUUCAGGCGCUCUUCGUCGGCCAUCCGGACAGGCACCCGAUAGUCAUCCUGAAGGACGUCCCGUACGUCGACAUGCGCAGUCUUUUGGACUUUAUGUACCGCGGGGAGGUGAGCGUCGACCAGGACAGGUUGACGGCGUUCCUGCGGGUGGCCGAAUCGCUCAGAAUAAAGGGGCUGACCGAGGUGAACGAGGACAAGUGCGACCUGCCGAGCAUCACGUCCUCCCUGCUCGGGGGGCAGAACGCGGUGCCGCCACCCCCGCCGAACCUGCACAGGAUAAACCAAAUCGGGCCGCAUCACCACGUCACGCAGAAGAGGUUCCACCACAUGUCGAGCCACCCGCUGUUGGGCUCGGCGCUGACCGCGCCCAAGCGGAAGCGGGGCCGGCCGCGCAAGCUGAGCGGCUCCUCGGACACGCCGAUGGGCGAGGGCGCCCCGGGCCAGGACCACCAGUCCGGCUCCGACCUGGUCCAGGGCUCCCCCGAGAUGAUGGAGAUGAAGAUGGGCCUCGACUUCCAGAGCGAGGGCACCCCCAGCAGCGGCGGCGCGACCGGGAACGGCGGCGGCGCCACCUCGGCCUCCGCCGCUGGCGCCGCCACCGGCCUCAACGGCAACGGCGGCGGCUCGGCCCCCUCGGCCGGCUCGGGGGCCGCGAGGAAGGACGAGCCCACGGAGAACGGGACCGACGCGCCGGAGAGCGGCAACGCGAGGGUGAAGCGCGAGCCCGAGCCGACCCCCAGCACCUCGGCCCAAGAAUUCACCGGCUCGUGCGGCAAGUCGGAGAUGGACACGUGGAAGGAAAAGGGGAAAGGCUCGAGUUCUACCCCGACGACGACGCCCACGACGCCGCACUCCCGCUCGGAGUCAUCCUCGAAGGUCUCGACGACGCCAACGACGAGCCCCGCGACGGCGCUGGCCGGCACGACGGCGUCGGGCCUGGCGGCGGGGAGCGGCGCGACGACCCCGACGGCCGCGACGGCGGCGAAGACCAGCGCCGCGGGGGGCGGAGGACAGGCCGGCAGAGGGUCGCACUCGUCGGGGGCGUCGGGGGCGUCGGGGGGCGCCGGGCCCGGCGCCAUGUCCGCGCCCACCGGGCGGCAAGUGCCGAAGCGGCGCAUGCGUAGACGCGCGACCUCGCAAUCGCAGGACCCGGCGGAACAGUUGACCGAGAUGUCGGUGCGCGGACUCAACCUCUUUCGCUACGCCUCGAUCUCCGAGGGGGUCUACCAGUGCACCGAGUGCGCCAAGCUGGACAUCCAGAAGACCUUCAAGAACAAGUAUUCCUUCCAGCGACACGCUUUCCUCUACCACGAGGGCCACCAGAGGAAGGUCUUCCCGUGCCCCGUCUGCGGCAAGGAGUUCUCCCGGCCCGACAAGAUGAAGAACCACAUGAAGACGGUCCACGAUUGCUUCAUGCCCAAGGACUGCGUCAUGCCCUUCGGGUUCUACCUGCCGCCUUAGCGGACCCCGCCGACUCCCCUCGCGUCCCGUCCCCCGAUUCCCCCGGCCCCGACGCGUCCCGAGAGGCGGGCGGACGCGCUUCGUGAAGACUGCCGGUAGCUCCGUACUUUCCACCGAGGCGGUGCUCGAGCUACCGAUGGUCCGCGCAGUAUUAACGCCGUCACCGCUCCGCCAACAUUGUCUCGACCACUUCUUGGUGCUCGCCCCUACGCCGCUGCGCCCCUUUUGCUUCUUCUCACGGUUCCCACAUCCCGUCUAGUCAAACCCUCCGCGGCUCUGGCUCUGGCUCUGACUCCGAUCGUCGAUUUCGGGUCGUUUGGUGCAGGGCUGCUGUACCGCGGAAUACCCGCCGACCAAACGCUCUCGGGAGAGACUUCAGUGAGUUACGUGCCAUCACCUUUGCCUACACCUUCGCCCCCGUCGCUCCUCCCGAGCCCGAUGUUUAUCGCUGCGUCAUUUCCAAUGUUAAUCACGGCUGAUCGCUUCGCUUCUUCCCUUCUAACGUUGUCGAACCCACCUUUCGGAACUUUUAAGCCCUCAAACCCUCCGUUCCGAAACUAAUCGGUCCAUCACGGACGGUUUCAUAGAUCGCUUAGAUUUUAAGAUUUACGUAUUCCGUUGAAGAGAGCGCAAGAGGUCAAAAUAUAACUUGCACGUUUUAAAAUCCCCGUAUUAAUGGAAAUCGGUAUGGGACGAUAUUUUGGGUGAUAUCUUAGAUGGUUGAGUUUUGGACACUAUUUUCAUCGGUAAGGGGUGAGCGCGGGCGGUAAAUGUGCAGCGUCCGCGUGAGAGGUGUAAUUGGCAAUGGAUGUUAUCGUAGUAUUUAACGCAAUCUAUUUCGACGUUAACUGGAAUCGGAGCUUGAUUAAACGCGUCUUAUAGGCAUAUUUCUAGAGACGUCCGUUAGCCUUUAUUUUACCACGAUUUCUUAUAUUUUCCUUUAAAAUGGCGAUGACGUAGUGGGUUUACAGUUUUGACGGGAAAAAAUCAUACGUGCAAUGCGACAUUUAAGUUUUCUGAGAUUUUUACUGCACCGUUUAUCUUAUCAAGGGGGAGAAAAUUACGGAAAAUGUUAGCGCCGUCCGUCGCGAAAUUGUUUAUUCGUUCUGCAUUUUUAUCGUGGGUAGUUUUGGAUAGGCUAUGCUCUCUCCAAUAGUACGAAGUAUGCUUUAGAAGAACUGCAAGAUCAGAAUCGCGUCGAGGUGGUCGAGGCGACGCUGCCGAUGCUCGUUAUCGUUGCACUAUGCAUAAUCCCUUUUUAUUUUAUUAACAACUUAUCCUUUAUUUCUUAUUUUUCCUUUGCUUCCUAAUUCCACUUCAGCCUCCUCGUUCGCCCUCGUUCUUUCCUUCUUAUGUUUAUUCUACGUAUAUACACGUAUGACACUCUCGUCUCGGUGAAACUUCGUUUUUACGGGACAACUCAGCUGUUACCGUGAGAUACGUUAUUGAAACACAAAGACGACUCUAUUUUAUAUUAAUGAGAUAAACGUAUAUUUAAC